This is a messenger RNA of Pleuronectes platessa (European plaice), 2271 nucleotides long. It is a transcript of the gene lrmda, whose product is annotated as leucine rich melanocyte differentiation associated. The coding region runs from base 261 to 962 and encodes 233 amino acids. Lineage: Eukaryota; Metazoa; Chordata; Actinopteri; Pleuronectiformes; Pleuronectidae. The record is from RefSeq and is a predicted model, not a curated record. Gene Ontology annotation, biological process: melanocyte differentiation. Gene Ontology annotation, molecular function: protein binding. The transcript has 7 exons.
CGCGGCGGGUCAGCUGAUGGAGACGGCACGCGGAAACUGUAAAGCCAAUUGGAGUGGAGCAGCACUGGAUGUGGAGAGCCACCGGAGCGUUCACUGCACGUUAACGUCCCCGUUUCACGUCCACCACCGCGGGGUUAACUCUUCAACGUGAGCACGACUCCCGGCUCCAGCUCAGACCGCGUCUCUUAACGUGAGAAACAGAGAGAAACAGAGAGAGAGAGAGAGAGAGAGGGGGGGGCUGGGAUCCUCAGUAGGAAGUUAUGGCGCUCAGCGAGUCGAUGGUGGCGUUGAAUGGGACUCAGAUUUCCUUCAUCGGACAUGACUGUAAAGAAAUUCCAGACUUCCUUGGAGACACGUACGGCCACUUUGCCAGACGGCUGGAUCUCAGCUUCAAUCUGCUCAGGUCACUGGCGGGCCUCAAAGUGUUCACUGAGCUGGAAGAGCUGGUCGUCGACAACAAUCUGCUUGGAAAUGACCUGCGGUUGCCCGGGCUGCCCAACCUCCACACCCUGACACUCAAUAAGAACCACCUGACUGAUAUCGAGGCCCUGCUGGAACACUUGGCUGAUGUGACCCCGUCGCUGGAGUACCUAAGCCUGCUGGGAAAUGAGGCCUGCCCCAACCAGCUGGUCAGCCCGGAUAAGGACGAGGACGACUACCAGAGAUACAGGUACUUUGUUCUGUACAAGCUGCCCCAGCUGAAGUUCCUGGACACGAGGAAAGUCACCCAAAAGGAGGUGAUGGAGGCCCAGGCGAGAGGAUCAUUCAUGAAAGUGGUCAAACCGAAGUCAGAAGCUCCGCCUAAUGACCCUAGGUCUGAGAGUCACCCACCGUCUUACACUCCCCUGCCCCGAGGGUCCAGAGACGCCAAGAACCACAAAGGGGUAUUCGCUAAGUGUCGCUACAUCUACUACGGCAAGCACUCAGAAGGCAACAGAUUCAUCCGCAACGACCAACUCUGAUGGAGAGAAUGUGGUCGGACACAGAGAGGGAGACGGACGAGGACAGAUGUCAGCAGAAGGAAAGAUGAUCGAACAAAUCCUUUAUUUAUUAAAUGCACUGCUAAAACGUAGGUCAGCGGUUUUGCCGAUGGAGAAUAAUUUCAACUUUAGCAAAAAUAUGUUGUUUAUACAAGGUGAAUGCUUUUUUUUAAGAUCUUAAGAUGGUACCCCAGCACUUCGGCCUCCUCUGAGCUCGGUCAGCUUCCAGCUCAGAGUCGGACAUGACACUCCCACUGACAUGAUUGCCUCUAAGCAUCAGCAACUGCACAGCUACAGACACACACAGGAAUAAGGACAGUCUCUCUCUCUCUCUCUCUCUCUCUCUCUCUCUCUCUCUCUCUCUCUCCCUCUCCCUCUCUCUCUCUCUCUCCCCCCUCCCCCUCUUACACACAGAUCCGUUCAAUUGCAUCCUUUUCUUUGACAGCCAUGAUGGAUCACCCAUCCACUGCCGCCACUAAUCAAGGGUGAAAGGGGUGACGGUCACACACCUGGGGCCUGACAUAGACUCAUCUCUCUGUCUCUCUCUCUCUCCCUUUCUCUCUCUCUCUCUAUUUGUAUCCUUUACUUACACACACACACACACACACACACACACAAACACACACACACACACACAUUACUGCUGUUUGAAACAUAAAGACAUCAACGGAACAGGGUUUUGAGGCAUGAUCAGUCUGGUUUGUGUCAGAGUGCAGAGUACUUCUUAUUUUAUUUGAACGCAUUUCAUUGAAUUUAUUUCAGUUUAGAGGAGAAAGAGAAACUUGUUUAAGAAAAAAAGAGAGAUAUACAUUUGAUAUUCAGGCAAGGAUUUAAUUUGUUUUCUGUCAUUAUGAACUGUUUUUCAGGAAGAGAUGUGUAGAUGCAGCUUUUAACGUCAAAACAUUCCAGUAUUAGCUUUAAUGAAGUUUGCAUUCCAGGUGUAUCUUUGUGUUAUUGUGCACUGCGUGUCUUCAGCCAGUUUACUGCUUUCUAUUGUGAUGACUUUUACAUUUUCAGAAAAUUGCAUUUGACACAAUAUCGACCACAAAGUUAGAACCAAAUUUGUCCACUGUUCACGAUUUAUAGUACUUUUAAGACGGUUACACAGUGAAGUGUGUUAAUAAAGAAUUGGAACAACAGCAGAAAGUAAAGUGCUGCCAUUUUAUAAUAUCUGAUUUUAUAGUUUUGCAGGCAACCGUCCAAUCUGAGAAUCGGAGAUGAAUGAAUGAUGUGAUGGAUGUAAUGUAAAACUGUGUAAGCCGGCUUCAAGAAUUAAAAGAGGUUAACUUAU